GUAAACAAGGGUCCUCUCAUCCCCCCAAAAAUGGAGAAGGUUCAUAAUGGUAACAUGAGCGAUCAUAGAAAAAGAGAAAAAUGAAAUUUCCAAAGAGAAAGUUGUUUCUUUUCAUAAUUUUUGCUUAUGUAGCAUUUUCACUGUACGCUGCAUACAAUGUGUUCUUCAGCACUAAAGUCAUAUCCCGCGUUCACAGGGUGGAGACGAAAGAAGCAGGACCCCCUGGGGGUGUUCGAGAUGGCGGAGCUGCUCCAUUCAUUGGGGAUGAGUGGAAUCCAUGGGAGGGUGAACAAGUGGAGUACAACUCCGCACUGAACAAAAGACGAGAGGCCUUCAAACAACAUAUGGCAGAAAUCGAAAAGAACAAACCCAAAAGAUACAAGGUGCAAAUCUGGGGUAAAGCAGCUAUAGGACUUUAUCUUUGGGAACAUAUUAUGGAGGGACCCCUCAAUCCAACUGACAAGAUAGCGCAAUGGAUAGAGGGUGAGCUUCCGUCAAGCAAAAUAGAUUUCAGCUUCUACACAGGGCCUGCUGUAGUCCAAGGUCAUGUACCGUUGGAUAUGAACAGCCUAGUUCUGGUUCUGAAUGGCCGUGAGCAGCAGAAGGUGGCGUACUCCACACGUUGGUUGGAGCACGUCCGAGCUUUGGUUCAGUCGCACACUGUGUCUCACGUGGCUGUGGUCCUCCUGGGUGAUGAGCACUGCAACAAUGACUGGCUAGGGCCAUACCUAAAGAGACAUGGCGGCUUUGUGGACCUGCUCUUUUUAGUGUAUGACAGCCCUUGGGUCAAUGAUAUAGAUGUCUUCCAGUGGCCCCUCGGUGUUGCCACAUACAGGCAGUUUCCCAUGGUCAGGCCCAAUGCUGAGAUGAUCACUUCCAAGAGGCCACACCUCUGCAACUUCCUUGGUACUGUUUACAAGAAUUCUUCUCGGGAAACACUCAUUCAGGUUCUGAAACAGUCUGGUCUAGAAAAGGAUUGCAUCACCACUGCCAGGGAGAAAUGGCUCCCCCAGGAGACAGCAGACAGUUUAAAGAAUUAUCAAACCGCCCUGGCCCAGAGCGAGCUCACCCUCUGCCCCGUUGGCGUCAACACGGAAUGCUAUCGCAUCUACGAGGCUUGCUCUUAUGGCUCAGUGCCCGUGGUGGAAGAUGUACUGACGCCGGGGACCUGCGCGGCUGGGCCCAGCUCCCCGUUGCGUCUCCUAAAAGCCGCGGGAGCGCCCUUCAUCUAUAUUAGCGAUUGGCGGGAGCUUCCUGCUAUUCUGGAGAGAGAGCGAGGGAUGAGUCAAGAGCAGAGGGUAGACAGGAGGAGGAGAUUGCUGGAGUGGUACGCCACUUUCCGUCAACAAAUGAAGGAUCGCUUCACUGAGGUCAUAGAGGAGAACUUUUUCAAAAGUGGCUGAUUGUCUUUAAGGAAUAACAAAGGUGACAUCGGUGUUGAAAGUGGAGAAAUGUGAUUGCCUUCUAGUCUAGUGAACCUGGUGACAAUAUUCUGUUAUGUGCAGUUUAUCUGAAUGAUAUUUAUAUAUAUGUUGUGAAGUUGUGGGAACCUCCAAGAGUUUUCUUUGUUGUUUAUAUUUAUAUUUUGACAGUGAUUGAAUGUGUUGUUAUGUAGAGUUUAUAGAUAAUUGGAAGCAUUUGCAUACCGAUGCCCAUAUAUUUCAAUGACAUUUUGUACAUGUUUGUAUGAAUUCAAUGGGGUGAUUUGUUUUUGUAGCAAGUGCGACGACAACAGUAAAAACAAAACAACACGGGAAUGUGCUUCAAGGCCUUUUUUGAAACGUGUGCAUAAGGCCAUUUUUUUUGUAUUUUGAAAUUGCAUGUUCAAAUUAUUUGAUAGUGUCUAUUCCUUUCGUUGCUAUGUCGCAUGAAUAUAAUUUUGUCAGUGCCAUUAAAUAAAAGGGAGUUUUUAAUUAA
Messenger RNA from Syngnathus typhle (broad-nosed pipefish), 1917 nucleotides. RefSeq names its product ribitol xylosyltransferase 1 (gene rxylt1). Lineage: Eukaryota; Metazoa; Chordata; Actinopteri; Syngnathiformes; Syngnathidae. The record is from RefSeq and is a predicted model, not a curated record. Gene Ontology annotation, biological process: protein O-linked glycosylation via mannose. Gene Ontology annotation, cellular component: Golgi apparatus. Gene Ontology annotation, molecular function: ribitol beta-1,4-xylosyltransferase activity. The coding region runs from base 81 to 1403 and encodes 440 amino acids. The transcript is spliced from 6 exons.